Molecule: messenger RNA, 1530 nt
Organism: Symbiodinium natans
Lineage: Eukaryota; Dinophyceae; Suessiales; Symbiodiniaceae
Source: the annotation of a GenBank genome assembly
AUGGCCCAAAGGCCUGUGGGAGAGCCGAGGCUACCCAGGCUACCUCUCUACGCCGCGCUUAUCUGCUGGUGGUCCUGUGGACUGCAGUCUUGCGUGCGGAGGCCCGGGACGUUGAGUGUCAGCCCUGAGUGGAACAUGUGCAGCCCCAGCAAGCCAAGAUCAAGCCGGCUUGCGGUGGCACGUGCCUGGCACAUGCGAGCCGCACGCGUAAGAGUUCACUCGAGGGCCAAGGCUAAGGCUGAGCUCCUGGUGGACGGGGAUCAGCGUGGCAUCGAGGCAGCCAAAGAGGCCAUCGAUCAGUUGCAAACUUCGGGUUGGGAGGCCCACACCACAGUUUUUGCGGAGCCCGGGAGAGUGGCAAACAAGAAGUGGAAGGCCUUCUUUCAAGAGCCUGAUGUGUCUUUCGUACCUGUGCCUCGUAGCGCAGCUGGUGAGGCAAGCGAUGUGGCUAUAGAGAGAAAGUUAAGAGACUUGGCCCAGUCAAUGGAUGAUGUGUGUGUAGCACUGCUGACAGCAGACACUGACUUCGUUGACGCUUUAGUGAAUGUGACUGCUUGCGGCAAGGAGGUACUAGUGUUUAUACCCCAAGCGACAAGGUGGAGCGCCGGAACUUACCGAAGGGCUGGUGUGCAAGUGCAGCUGGUGCGUGAUCAGCACAAGUUUGAUAGGCCCGGGCCCAAGGUCAGGGCUGUCUUGUGUGAGGAUGGACAUGGUACCGUGCAGUUUGCUGGGUCAUGGAAGCAUCCUGAUCACGAAACUUCUCCAGAGCUCCUUCAGCUGCUACAAGAUUUGGGCUACUACGACCAGGGAGGGUACUUUGCACCAUCCAUUGCCAAAUUCGGUUUCGUGAACAAUCUGACUCCGCUUACCGUUUUCCCGGCGCAAUGCGGAUGCCAAGAACUGCACCGGUAUGCCAUACAGAGCCCUGGCCGGCCACGAUCUUGGAAGCCAUACAGGACUAAACUGGGGUUCUUCCUUCCCGUCAGCUCUCCCCGCAGCGCUACGCGCGAGAAGUUAAGGAAGUAUGGAAGCAUGCUUUCUAACCAAGUUUACAACGGAGGAGGCCCUUUCCUAAUCAAGGACUCUGCUGAUAUGGUGGCAAGAGCCUUGCGCAAAAUGGGGUACUUAGACGAUGACUUCAAUGCAGAUCUUCCCGAGGCCAUGUUGGUGUUUGCAAACAUGCCCCAGAACAAGCGCAGACUACGUAAAGAGUGCUGCGCACAACCCGCCCCCACUGACACUGCCUCGGACGUGAAUCGCAAGCUGAGAGGAGCGUUUCUGUCAGCUGCAACUGACGGCAAAUGGCGCAUUGCACCCAAGGAUGCUGCAGUGCGACGAGAGCUUUUCAAGCAGGGCUUCCUGACCGAAGUGGCUGCGCCGCAAGUUGCUGUGCAGAAGGCCAUGAAGGCUUUUUCACGAAGUCGACACCUUCAGGAGAUGCGCAGCUACAAUGGAUAUGUCUUUCAAAUUCAGCGUUACAUGACCCCGUCUGACCCUUCGCGAACUGGAAUGGUUGAGUUUAGGACGUAG